Molecule: messenger RNA, 981 nt
Organism: Porites lobata
Lineage: Eukaryota; Metazoa; Cnidaria; Anthozoa; Scleractinia; Poritidae
Source: the annotation of a GenBank genome assembly
AUUUUACUACUAACACUGGUAGGAAACAGCCUUGUGUGCUUCAGUGUGUAUUUUUUUCCUCGUCUUCGAAAGCCGACUAACUACCUGAUUGUUUCACUGGCCGUCAGCGAUCUGCUAGUGGGUGCUUUUUCGCUUCCGUUCAGGAUCGCACAGACUGUCAAUGGCGAAAGGUUUCCUGAAAGCCUGGGUCUUGCUGGCUGUCGUUUUUGGAUAUGGGUCGAUAUGCUCUGCUGUGGCGCUUCCAUUUUUAACCUUGUUAGCAUCAGCAUCGAGCGUUUGAUGGCGGUGAAAUGGCCACUCAGACAUCGUACAGAAAUGACGUCUAAGCGAGCUUUUUUGAUGAUUCUUCUUGUAUGGAUCUUCGCACUCCUGGUUGCCUCUCUUGUCCUUGUGAACUGGAGCGGAAGGGAAACAGUCGUCAUAGCGCCGCAGUGCAGCGUUGCAAGCAGGGCUUACGUCACCAUCGUGGCGUUUGCGUGCUUUUUUGUUCCCCUUGCUAUUUUGCUUUGCAACUACGCCUGCAUACUCAAGACCGCCAUUGGCCGCGCACGGAAGAUGCAGAAGGAUAAAGAUACUAAUGCUGUCAGCUUCACUUGUAAGCGAGGCACAAACAAAGCUGAUACCACUGGAACUCCUACCACGCCCUCGAAGGACAUUUCGAUAGGUAUUAACCGAUGCGUUGAUCCCUUAGCUGACAGUCACCGGCGGCCUACAAAAUCGACAAGGUUGCAGUCCAUGAGACAGCUGAAAGCAACCAAGACAAUCGCCAUUGUAUUAGGUGUCUUCAUCUUUUCAUGGUUUCCGUUUUUUGUCAUAUUUCUCACAUUCAAUUACUGCACACACUGCUUCUCGCCAACCCGUAUUCCGAUACAGCUUAAAUCGGCCAUAGUCGUGACUUUCGUCUACGUCUUGCCCGUGAGCAAUUCAGCAGUUAACCCCAUUAUUUACACAUGCUUCAACGAAACAUUUCGCUCUGCAUUU